Molecule: messenger RNA, 870 nt
Organism: Fusarium mangiferae
Lineage: Eukaryota; Fungi; Ascomycota; Sordariomycetes; Hypocreales; Nectriaceae
Exons: 1
Coding region: 1-870 (289 amino acids)
Source: RefSeq, a predicted model, not a curated record
AUGCAGCUCUGGUUGGAAGCUAUAGACUUCUCCAAGGUGCACACCUUGUCAAUCGAUUAUGGGAACACUCGGCCAGAAGGGAAAAGUUUACUCGUUGACCUUCCCCGAGCAUUAACAGUUCUCGAGAAUCUCUCUAUUCAAGGUCGGUGGUUAAAUUGGAGGAAACAUCUGGCGGAGUGGGAAGCUGCCCCAGGGCCAUUACCAAAGAACAAGUGGUCUUCUUCACCGCCUCCUCCGGCCCUCGAUUUCAUCUUGGCAUUACCUCCAACAUUGAAGCAGCUCAUCUGGAAAGAGAGUGAAACUGUCCAUGAGGACAUCUUCAAUCCUGUUUUGAAGCAUCACGGAUCCUCGCUGCAACAUCUCCAGUGGACGAACCAUGAGAGAGGAUUCAAGCCCAGGCCAGUACUAAGUGAGGAUCAGCUGCGCAGCCUUUGCAAAUGGAUACCUGGUUUGACCAGCCUUACGAUUGAUCUCGAACGAAGAAACGGGACCUUACCUCAAGAGGAGCUGCACAUCCUUGCUGAGACUUUACCCGAAUUGAGAAGGCUGGUUGUUAAUCUAAAUUUGUUGGAUGAAAAGCUACUGAUGAACAAUACUGGCUAUGAAGAUAAGAAGAAACAUGCAUUGGAUUCCAUUUUAGAUGUCGAAGAAGGUCUUGAUUUGUUCCAAGGUCUAAUAAAGGCCAAGGUCGGCAAGAACUUCGACAGUGUCGAGUUUCUUCAGGGUGAAUGGACUGAUGAUUGGCCUUUCGGACAAAGUCUCUGGGAGGAUAGACAUUGGGUUAGGUGCUGGUUGGUUAGAAAGGAUGGGGGAGUAGGGGCGAAAUGCAAAUCAGGACAUGAAAACGCUUUUGACCCCGACUUCUGGUAG